This is a messenger RNA of Microthlaspi erraticum, 669 nucleotides long. The record is from the annotation of a GenBank genome assembly. Lineage: Eukaryota; Viridiplantae; Streptophyta; Magnoliopsida; Brassicales; Brassicaceae.
AUGGCUACUACUUCCAACUCGGUGGUUCUCUUCUUGGGCUCUGACUCACUGAGUCAUCAUCAUAAUCAGCCCAGAACAACUCUCCAUCUCUCCUCCAGAUCUCACUCUGUUUCUCUCCUACCAAACAAGCGAUCCAUUUCCCUCGCGCUUCGUUGUUCCAACAAUGGCGAUCACAUCUCAUCUGAAAAAGAUACCCCAAUCGAACUCAAAUUCCCAGCAUUUCCGACUGUAAUGGACAUUAACAAGAUCAGAGAGAUAUUGCCUCACAGGUUUCCGUUUCUGCUGGUAGAUAGAGUGAUAGAGUAUACGCCUGGUGUUUCAGCUGUAGCUAUCAAGAAUGUCACAAUCAAUGACAAUUUCUUCCCUGGACAUUUCCCUGAUCGUCCCAUCAUGCCUGGUGUUCUCAUGAUUGAGGCAAUGGCGCAAGUGGGAGGUAUAGUGAUGCUGCAGCCGGAAGUAGGAGGGUCUCAAGAUAACUUCUUCUUCGCCGGUAUUGACAAAGUGAGAUUCCGCAAACCGGUGAUUGCAGGAGACACACUGGUCAUGAGGAUGACUCUUCUCAAGUUCCAGAAACGGUUCGGGCUCGCUAAGAUGGAAGGUAAAGCUUAUGUUGGUGGUGCUUUGGUUUGUGAAGGAGAAUUCAUGAUGGUUUCUGCUGGUAGUUCUUGA